Molecule: messenger RNA, 738 nt
Organism: Penicillium cataractarum
Lineage: Eukaryota; Fungi; Ascomycota; Eurotiomycetes; Eurotiales; Aspergillaceae
Product: uracil phosphoribosyltransferase
Exons: 4
Coding region: 1-738 (245 amino acids)
Source: RefSeq, a predicted model, not a curated record
AUGGCGAGCAAAGAAACCGUUCCGUCUCCUGCCCAGGGAGUCGGUCCCAUCUACCGUCCAGAUGGCGAGAAACCCACUGCUACGGUUUCCAAGGAGGUGUCCUACGAGAAUGUUCAUGUGCUUGCACAGACCCCUCAACUGAUUGCCCUCUUGACCAUGAUCAGAGACAAGCGGACAGCACGUGCCGACUUCAUCUUCUAUUCCAAUCGAAUUAUUCGACUUCUGGUGGAAGAAGGACUGAAUCACCUUCCCGUGGUUGAGCAGUCCGUCACGACUCCAGUCGGCCGGGCUUAUCUGGGUGUCAAAUUCGAAGGAAAGAUCUGCGGUGUCUCGAUCAUGAGAGCGGGAGAAGCUAUGGAGCAAGGCCUGAGGGACUGUUGCCGAUCUGUCCGCAUUGGAAAGAUCCUGAUUCAACGCGAUGAGGAGACUUGCAUGCCCAAGCUUUUCUACGACAAGCUUCCUGCCGAUAUUGCUGAUCGCUGGGUUCUUCUCCUGGAUCCCAUGUUCGCAACCGGAGGUUCGGCAACAUUGGCCGUAGAGGUAUUGAAGGAACGGGGAGUUCCUGAGCACCGGAUCUUGUUCCUGAACUUGAUCGCAAGCCCCUCGGGCGUUGCCGAAUUUGCGGAGAGAUUCCCUAAACUCCGCGUAGUCACUUCAUUCAUUGACCAGGGGCUUGAUGACAAGAAGUAUAUCAUCCCUGGCCUGGGUGACUUUGGUGACAGAUAUUACACCCUCUAG